Lottia gigantea (owl limpet) is the source of this 2907-nucleotide messenger RNA. RefSeq lists its product as hypothetical. The transcript has 19 exons. The record is from RefSeq and is a predicted model, not a curated record. Lineage: Eukaryota; Metazoa; Mollusca; Gastropoda; Lottiidae. Bases 1 to 2907 code for a protein of 968 amino acids. Gene Ontology annotation, molecular function: nucleic acid binding; ATP-dependent chromatin remodeler activity; ATP binding.
AUGAUUGGUUCAUCACAAGAUGUAUCGUCCAAUGAUGUGAUGUUUGGCAGUAUCCGUGGCGAUGUUGUUGGAAUUCAACAUUAUAAAGGAACAGUGAAUAAUGGAGAAAUGGUCACAUUACAGAGAGAACCACAGAAUGUGUACGAUAAGAAUGCUAUUAGAGUUGUAAACAUGGAUAGUCAACAAGUUGGUCAUAUUAAACGAGAACUGGCCAAACCCCUGGCUUUUAUACUGGAUAAUAAGCUAGCACGAGUUGAAGGAGUCGUUCCUAGUGGUAAGAAUAAUGCAUAUAAAAUACCAAUAGAGAUAACAUUGUGGGGAGACGUUGAGAAGAAGAAUGAGGCGUUGUCUGUUUUACGAUCCCACGGUUUUACUCCACGAGAUAAUUCUGUUGGUGCCUCGUCCAGUCAAGCCUCAGGCAGUCAGCCAGGUCUAGAUUACAGUCAUGUUGUAUCCAACAGAGUUUUUCUCUCACCAAGUGAGGUUCGAAAUGAAAUGGAUAAACUAUUUGAUACUUUAGAAGAAGGAGAUAAAACCACCAUGACUGAACCUACACAGGCUAUAAGAACACCGCUAUACCCCCAUCAGAAACAGGCGUUAAACUGGAUGAUAUGUAAGGAGAAUAAUGAAGCGUUACCACCGUUCUGGGAGAAACGAGGACAGCGUUAUUACAAUAGUUUAACAGUAUAUACUACUUCUCAUAGACCAUCUACAGUUCACGGAGGUAUUUUAGCAGACGACAUGGGACUCGGAAAAACUCUGGAAGUUAUCUCCCUUAUUUUAACCAAUUUUCAUGAUGGUCAGCCAUUGGCUGUACCAGUUGCAGGUAGAAAUCGUUUUGGCCAACAGUCAAAAUCAAAAACCAAAACUAAAACUAAGGCCAGUACGUCAGCAUCAGAAACCAACCAAUCAGACUGGGAUAAAUUCGACCAAUGUCUCGCUAACCCAGAAAAUUAUAUCGAAGAUUCCGACGAGGAAGAAGAACGAAAGGCAGCAGAAACUCUGAGAAUAUUUCAAAGUAAAGUUCCGAAAUUUGUCAUUAAACCAUUUGGUUCCAGUUCAGAAUCUGACUCAAAAUCUGAGUUGAAGAAACAGUCGCGAAGUGUCGUUAACGAUGCUAAUGAUGAUAUUAAAAGUGCUAGACCCAGAAAUAAAUCAGGAAAAAGGAUGGUGAUCGAAAGUGAUGAAGAUUCUAAUAGUGCUCCAUGUAUAAACUUAACAUCACAUAGUGCUAAACAUAAUGACAUGGUUGCUACUGACAACAGACAAGUUCGGACGGCUGCCGACAUUUUAACCAAAUCAAACAAACCACGAACAACUCUUAUAGUCUGUCCACUGUCUGUUAUGAACAACUGGCUGAGUCAAUUAGAAGAACAUGUAAGAGAAGAUGUAGAAUUAGAAAUUUAUACAUACUACGGUAAUGGUCGUACUACUGAUAGUAAAUUAUUAGAGAGUCAAGAUAUUGUUAUUUCUACUUAUGGUACUAUAUCUGCUGAUUUUAAGGGUAGAAAUCCAUUACGUAAAGUUCACUGGUUAAGAAUAAUUCUCGAUGAAGGACAUUAUAUCAGAAAUUCCCACACGUUGAUGGCCAAGGCUAUAACAGAUUUGAAAGCUGACAGAAAAUGGGUUUUGACAGGAACACCUAUUCAGAAUUCCAUCAAAGAUUUAUAUUCACUGGUUAAUUUCCUGAAUAUCAGUCCCCUGACGGAAUCAUCAUGGUGGAAACGAACUAUUGAACGUCCUAUAGCUCAGGGACAUGAGUCAGCUAUCAAACGUGUUCGAGCGUUGGUGGCGAAUAUUGGACUGAGACGAACGAAGAAUCAACAAGUUAACGGUAAACCAUUGGUUGAACUACCAGCUAGAAAUGUAUUUAUAGAAACAAUCAAAUUCUCGGAUGAAGAACGACAAGUUUAUAAUGAUAUGCAGACUGAGGGAAAACUUAUUAUUAGCAGAUAUUUUCAACAGGGGACAUUACUCCAUCAUUACAGCCAAGUUUUAGUUAUUUUAUUACGACUUCGUCAACUCUGUUGUCAUCCAUUAUUAUGUUCUAAAGCUGCGUUAGAUGGAGGUAAUAACGUAUUAGAUGAUGAAAUGAAGAAGAAAUUAAUCUCUGCUCUGUUAGCGGUGUUAAAUUCUGGUUCUGAUGAGGAGUGUCCGAUUUGUUUAGACAGUCUAAAACACCCUGUUAUAACGCCCUGUGCUCAUGUUUAUUGUCGUACCUGUAUUGAAAACGUCAUACAACAAAAUAACACGAUGAUGGCACCAUGUCCGAUGUGUCGAGGAGAAAUAAAAGUAGACAAGUUGAUAGAAAUUCCUGAAAAUCAACUGCAGGAACCAGAGACACCCGUAGUUACUGAUGAAAACUGGCAAUCCAGUAGCAAGGUUGACGCGUUAAUGAAAGCUGUAGUUCAACAACGUAUUGAUGACCCUACUGUUAAAAGUAUCAUAGUUUCACAGUUUACAUCUCUACUGACUCUUAUUGAGGUACCAUUGAGAUUAAAUGGUUUUAAGUUUGCUCGACUAGAUGGUAAAAUGACUAACAAGAAGAGAGUUGAUAAUAUAGAGAUGUUUAUGGACCCAUCACCCGACUCUCCUACCAUAUUUCUACUGUCACUGAAGGCUGGAGGAGUUGGACUUAAUCUUACGGCAGCCAGUCGCGUCUUUCUUAUGGAUCCUGCGUGGAAUCCAGCAGCAGAAGAACAGUGUUUUGAUCGCUGUCAUAGAUUAGGACAAAAACGUGAUGUUAACAUUACAAAGUUCCUGGUAGAAGACUCAGUAGAAGAAAGAAUGUUGGCACUACAGGAGAAAAAACGAGCCUUGAUGACUGGAGCAUUCAGUAAAAAACAAUCAGCUGAUGAACGUCGAGCAGACAGAAUUAAUGAAAUUAAAACAUUGUUAGAAUUGUAG